This is a messenger RNA of Vollenhovia emeryi, 8332 nucleotides long. Its product is annotated as discoidin domain-containing receptor 2-like. The transcript is spliced from 9 exons. Lineage: Eukaryota; Metazoa; Arthropoda; Insecta; Hymenoptera; Formicidae. The record is from RefSeq and is a predicted model, not a curated record. Bases 457 to 2439 code for a protein of 660 amino acids.
CCGUGGCGCCGUGACGGUACGGUGUUGGGUUGGUCGGUUGGUACGUUGUUCCUUACCGCGUCGCGUUUCCUCAAUGGGCACCUCGUGGACCCAGUGCGCGAGAAGAUACGCGGCCGCCGAGGGCCGACAGUGACACGCCGGCGUCGCCGACGUCGCCGCGGAUCGAGGUGCCCGCCCGGUAGUUUUGCAUUUUUUUUAAAACGGAUAUUCACGUAGGAUCGUGCGAGCCCCAGGAGGCUUUUAAAUAGUCUUCUGCCGAGACGAGGGAGGUGUACGUGUGAAAUUUAAAAAAAAAAUUGCCAUCGAGUGAAGGAACACAUAGGAGAGACGACAGUUGUGAUCGAUGAUUUCUUUGGUGCUCUUUCUUGGUGUGUGCGCGUACGGUCGCUGAUAGUAGAGCACCCGAUAGCGGAUAUACGUGAUACAUAACGCACAAGGAGCGGUUAUGAGAGUUCGAUGACCACGGGCUCGCGGACCAUCGACGCUACCAUGGACUACCUGCAGACGUGCCUCAUCUUUUACCUGCUGAUCCUCUGCUUCUGCGGCGGACGUUCCAUAGACAUAUCACAAUGCAUCGCACCCCUGGGGAUGGAAUCGGGCGCGAUUCCCGACGUGGACAUCACCGCGAGCUCCAGCUUCGAUAGCGGAAACGUCGGGCCGCAUCGCGCACGGCUGAAGCAGGAGAGCCACGGAGGUGCCUGGUGUCCGAAGCAGCAGAUCACGGCGGAGCCGCGCGAGUGGCUGGAAAUCGAUCUUCACACAGUGCACACGAUCACGGCGACCGGCACUCAGGGCCGCUUCGGCAACGGCCAGGGCGUCGAGUAUUCGGAGGCGUACAUGCUGGAAUACUGGAGGCCGAAAUUGGGCAAGUGGGUCCGCUACAGGAACUUCCGUGGCGAAGAGGUUAUCGCGGGGAACAAGAAUACCUACCUGGAGUCGAAGCACGACCUGGAGCCAUCAAUAUGGGCGAGCAAAAUUCGCUUCCUACCCUACAGCUACCACCGUCGCACCGUUUGCAUGCGCGUCGAGCUCUACGGCUGCCCCUGGAACGACGGCAUCGUCUCCUACUCGAUGCCUCAAGGUGACAAGCGCAACAAUUGGGAAUUCUUCGACGCGACGUACGACGGUCAUUGGGACGGACAACUUGUUCGCGGUUUGGGACAACUGACAGACGGCAAGAUCGGGCCGGACUCCAUUAAAAUGAGUUUCUUUGACAACUACGACAGAAUGACGGGGGGGUGGGUCGGCUGGAAGAACGACACGAGGUCCGGGCAUCCGCUCGACGUCAAAUUCGAAUUCGACCACGUCAGAGAGUUCUCGGCGAUUCACAUCUUCUGCAACAACCAAUUCACCAAGGACAUACAGAUAUUCUCCGAAGUCAGCAUCAUGUUCAGCAUCGGCGGCAGGUACUACACGGGUGAUCCCAUCGUGUAUUCCUACAUGGAGGACAAAAUCUUCGAGCAAGCGAGAAAUAUCUCAAUCAAGCUACACCACCGGAUCGGCAAGUUCGUCAAAUUGAGAUUCAGCUUCGCCUCGCGAUGGAUCAUGAUCAGCGAAGUCACCUUUGACUCCGACAUCGCUCACGGUAACUUCACCCCAGAAACGCCGUCCACGACCGAGGCCCCGCGAUUGCGGGACAAAACUUUGACUCGCGACAAUCCGCUGCAAGCCGAAGUUCCGGUAGCUAAGCAGGACGAUCCGACUUACAUGGCUGUGAUCAUUGGCGUCUUGACCGUCGUAAUUCUGCUACUGGCGGUCGCCAUAUUCCUAAUAGUCACGCGUCACAGACAGCGGAAGAACUUUGCCAGCCCUCUGGGCGCCAAGAGCGCGAUUCCGACGGGCAAUCAUCAGCAUCUGUCGCCGGAAUCCGCGUACGGCACCACGGAGAAGGAUCCCUCCCUGAUGACCUACCGGGUCGAGGAACUCGACGACCGGUACGCCGGCACGAAGCUCACGACCCUGCCGCGCGAUCUCAAUGAUCGUCUUUUGGGCGAUGUCAGGCUUGACGAGUACCAGGAACCCUUCCACGAGAACAAGUAUCGGGAAUCUCCUCAUGCGGCGUACUACGGAUACAGCACGGUUGUUGUAGACAACAAGGAUCUCCACGACAACGUCGAGCAGUCUGGGCGUUUUACUCGCAGGGCAGUGAAAAAGAAUAUUUUUUGCUGCACAGAUGCCACGUACGAUUAUGCAGUACCAAUGCCCGUGCCUAGCGUAAGCAGCGAUCAAGAUAGCGUAUUCUCGAAAUCGUCCUCCAGAGGUAGCGCAAAGGCGUGCUUGCAGAGCUUUUUUCCGCCGCCUCCGCCCCCGAUGAGCGCACCACCUCUUCGAGGCUCCAACAACUUGACGUACUCGAAUCCACCGAGUCCGGAACCAGUUUGCGAGCGUGAGCGUAGAAGUAGUAAGCGCCGCGAGCACUCCUUGCACAGAUACGCGUAAGGAUCUCUUGCAGCCUGCAGGAUAUUCACGGGAGGCGAAAGGACCGAAGGUACGAUGGAUUCUUCGUUACUGCGAGCAACGAGAUCGCGUGAUCGAGUCUGCCCCGCGGCACUGGUUUGCCUUCCGAGAAUUCUGUUCCAUUUCACAUUCCAACAAGUAUAAUUUCCCCAACUUUUGCAUUCAAAAUUUAUAUUUAAAUAAUAAUAUUCCUGCCUAAUUAUGUCGCGGUAGUAAAAAAACACACCGCUUUCCAUUGUUCUGGUUUCAUAUUUUCGUCGCAAUCCCGUUUUAUUUAGCGCUUUUGUUUAAUGGCAACUUUGACUAUUCAUGAGUACUAUUAUCAACUUCGUAUUCAAAUUAAAUUGUCGUCUCUUGACGCGUCUCCUUUCUUCUCUUUGUAAGAAAAUUUUGAUAGAAUUAAAUUAUUCACGCACGUUCCACACGCUUUGGCCCGUGUGAGCGUUUUACAAUAUUUAUACGCGUCGGAAGGAAGGGACGCGAGCGUGGAGCGGAGUAAAAUAACUCCAGUGCCACGAGGGUACCUCGCGAGAACGCGCGCGUUGUUAAUCCCGGGGUAAAGACCGGUGGCAAAAGUAACACGUUGUACAUUUCGAAGCGAAACGCUGUGAGCGACCGCGCGGCGAAAGGGGUCGUAAUCCCGCUUGUUACAACGACGAUAUUUUUUCCCCCCGAGUUUAGCGCAUUGCGAGAAAAACAGAGAAAACGACGGCGAUCGCGGCGCGGUCGCGUCCGUCGCGAGAGACAGAGCCCUCUUCUCGACGAGCACUGCCAUCGACGAAUUACGAAUUCUCGUAAGCGUAUCGUAGGCGCGAUCUCACGCACGAUCCUUCAGGGGGAUUCGACCUACGAUUUCUAUGGAUUAAGCAUAAGGGCCCGAGCAGGAAGACUGUCGUAACCAUUUACGACGUACUUAAGUCGGUGGCGGAAGCAGAAAGAUUGUCGUAAUUGUUUACGAUUCCGUCGUAAGACUUAAGUCGGUGUCGGAACACGCAAAGAAUUGCCGUAGACGGUGGUUGCCAUCCAUCGCGUCGAUUGCAUCGCGAGGCGCUAUACGUCUACGACAAUUCUUUGUGCGUCGACUUCCGACUUAAGUCUUACAACGGAAUCAUAAACGCUUACGACAAUUUUUCUGCUUCCGACAUUGACUUAAGUGCGUUGUAAACGGUUACGACAAUCGUACAACAAUCUUUGUGCGUUGAUUUCCGACGCUGACUUAAGUCUUACGACGGAGUCGUAAACGGUUACGACAAUCUUACGACAAUUUUUUGUGCGUCGACUUUCGACGCCGACUGAGUCGUAAACGAUUACGACAAUCUUUCUGCUUCCGACAUCGACUUAAGUCUUACGUCGUAAACGGUUACGACAAUCUUACGGCAAUUCCUUGUGCGUUGAUUUCUGACGCCAACUUAAGUUUUACGAUGGAAUUGUAAACGGUUACGACAAUCUUUCUGUUUCCGUCACCGACUUUAAGUCUUACAUCGUCGUUACGACAAACGAGGAAUUUUCUGCUCAGGCCCUAAUCUCGUAAUCCGAAGCUGUAUUCAAUUGGCAUAUCAGUUUCUAUGGUAAAGCGACCUCGUGCGAACGACUCUUCCCGGUGAGAUUCGCUCGCGAGACCUCCGUGGAAAAUUGACGAAGGUCGCGAAUGUCCUGACGUUUUUCAACGUCCGCGGGAUUUUCGAAUCGCUCAUCGGGGCGUCGAUUCUCAGAAUCCAUCUCGCGCAUCGGCGUUUCGCACUGCCAAGUCUUCUCAUACGUUCGAAGUGGAGUUUCGCGAACGAGACGUAACUCGCGACGUUGCGAAAUGCCACUUUCGUCCGUCAAUCUCUCCGAGCGGCAACGGGCGGGACGACGUGCGGCCCGCCACGGGGAACAUAUACACGCACGUCAACGCGGACGAAUUUCCAAGGAAGAGUCGCGCUAAUGAUUUGGUCUGUUCGGCGCGCAUGUGCAACAAGAUCGAGCUCGCUAUCGAUCCGGGAGGAGAACGCGCCGGUGACCGGGGAGGGAAAAAACGACCGGGGCGGAUGAGAUAUUUAUCCGAUGGCGCGAUCGUUACGUCGGGUCGAAGAGAUAAUUAAUUACUGGCUUGAUGGAAUAAGCGAGCGUUUCAAUUAUUCGCGCGCACGAACGAACGUCAGGCGACGCAACGCGACGCGACGCGACGCUUGACGUCGGAGAGAAAAAAGCCGCGAUGAGAUCGGCGUAACGAUAUUUAAAGGAGCGAACGAUAGCGAGCUUCGAUUCCCCGCCUCACACAAGACUGACGUCACAUAAAUAAUUCAGUAACCCGAUCUGCGCCGUGCCCGCGCGCACGUCGUAUUAUUUAUUGUCCCGUGACGAAUUUUUAAUUUAUAUAUACAUAUAUAUACAUACGAAAAAAUGAAAAUAUAUAUAGAUAUAUAUAUAUAUAUACAAAAAAGGUAAUACGUAUUAUCGUACGACGACGAAUUUUAAGCAUAUAAUAGAUUGUAUAAGCCCAACUUUAUUUCUCUAUCUCUACCAACAUCGCCUUCAUGCAACGAGGAGAAUCGAGAAUUACCAGCGUUAAGGAACCGACAAUACAGGGAUGAGACAACAAUAACUAUGUACAUGUGUACGUAAUCGAGCAAAGGAGGAGGAAAAAAGAGCACGUGUAGAAAGAUUCGAGAUAUCGGGUGCGCAAGGAUGUGAGAGACCCUCGACCACAUUGUGAUAUAUAAUGAAAAAGAGCCCGGCUCUCUCUCGCGAGUAACAUAUAUAUAUAUAGGCACGUUAUAUGCUUAAGCGUGCCCUGCGCGGUGGAGCUCUCCCUUGAAUUUCGCCCUGAAAGAGCAGCCGUAAAGUGCGGGCGACUCUCUUUCUCGCGCCUAGGAACGGCGACGGCGAUGUUGCGCGCACCUGUGUGUGCGCGGCGCGAAAUUUAUUACCGGUUUAAAUAUCUGACGUGGAACGUGGCAUGAAAUUUAAGGCUCGUUCGGCGCUUUUACCGCGAGAGCCGUUCGAAUAGCGCUCCCCCCCGUACGAUUAUUUGGUCGUCCAUUGACCGCCGCACUCUCCUCGAUUACCGAUCGUAAUCUAUUAAGCUCAAUUUUUCUCUCAUUUCGUCGGACCCCCGGCUCUCGCUCUCGCGAUCGCACGUCGGAUACCGCGACGCGCUAAUUGACAUUCCGCUAUUUUUGUCGGGACAACCGGACGAGCGAUAUUCGCGCGCGUAUCGGUUUUCCGAUUAAGCGACUGAGACAGUUCGGCUCGUCGAGGAGAAAUUUAAUCGACCGUCCCCCCCGCGCAGGUCGCGCCCUUUCGCGGCAAGAGCGGCGCGUAGCGUCUACAACGAUUGGAGAACAUUGCUAUGUAUAUUUAGUGUUUAAUCGAUAUCGUCGCCACGUAGGAUGUUAGGGAAUUUUAAGAGAAAACUAACAGUGACAGCUUCGAACGCUUCUCGAGUGUAAAUAUUAACCGUUAGGGACCUCGUACCAUAUACACACACUUUCUUCAAGCGCCUUAAGUUGGGGGGGGGGGCACCAAGCAAAUAAUUUCGUCGCAAUAAUAAUCGUCGUCUUUUAGGGGCGGGAAAGAUAUCACGUACAGGCGGUUAUCGUUAUCGUAAUAGGGCAACGGCGGACCGACGACAGGAGCGGCCCGGCGUCGCCCUCAAUGUCCACGCGAGCGCGAUCUUCGAUUUCGCCGCUUUUAAGGCCGAGAUCGGCGUGGUCGUGCUCGCUGAGUUUCCUCCUCGUCGACGGCUACUCGAUAAUUUUCUCGCUCAGCGGCACCGUGAUCGAUUCGCCGAGCUAUCGUUACCACGGCGCGGAAAAUUCGAGUACCUCGAAGCCCUCUCUCGUACUUCCAGCCGCUGACAAGUCCGCUCCUGGCAAUAAUCGUCAAUUUGUCUCAAGCGAACGUGAACGCGCGACGCACGUCGAGCAGACGAGGCUAGAUCGGUAAAUAUCGGUAGCGGCGAGGGAAAGGUGGCGAGAUAGCGGAAAGUUAAUUUGUGUAAAAAGAAGUUGCGCGAGUUAAGGGAGAUCUUCUCUCCGGCGGAGGAAACGAUAAGGAUGACGAGGGAAGACACUUUCGUAUCUGCUCACGGUGUACUACUUCGUUGGGGGGAUAUCUUGUGUGUCUCUUUUAUAUAAUACUUGCGUGAAACCGCACAAGCUGCCGACAGUGCCGGUUAAUAUCCUUCUGUCACGUCGCGAUCGUUUCCUAGAGUCAUCUGUAAUUUCGUCGCCAUCUUUUCACAACCUUUUCACAGUUUUAUACUUUUAUACGGCGUUCUUCACUUUUGUGCGUGUCAAUAUCACUGUGAUACGUUUACCGAAACUCCUUACUUUCUUAACCCUUUGCGUCCUUUCGCUGUGAAACCACCACGAUGUGUUCUUUCAAUUUUCUCAUCGCUAUUUUGAGUUUGUUGCGAUCGUAACUGAAUACUCGCGUGGUUUUUAAAAAUAUUAAGUACAGCAAUUAAUAUCAUGUUACUCUUUUAAAAUUAUUUUUCGUAUAAUUGACGGGCAUUUGUAUGCGUGAUAAAUGUUUGUCUUUUUGAGAAACACAUUUCUUCUCACACUGGGCCGCAAAGGGUUAAGUAAAUCACUCUGAGCGAAAAGGAAGUUUUCACUCUAGAGUCUAUUGCUCUCUAAUAUAAAACAACCGGCCAGCGAAAGCGGCGACUGUUAAAGACAAUGCGCGCGGAUUAUCCGGGCCCUCGAGUACCACCAACAUACAAAGACCCCUCGAGGACGUAAAUAAUGGCGUCCAGUGCCGACCGGCCAAUCCGUUAGAACUAGUUCGAGCAGAACCGGAUGCCAUUAUCUACCUCCUAGGAGUCAAAUUGGACAUGGUCAUAAUUUCGAGUUAUUCUCGUCAGCGACGAGAAACGUUAAUAAUCCUGGGGCGUAAAGGGGAUUCAUUCUCGCGGAUCGCGCCGCAUGUUACACAGCUAAUUCUUAUCGCCGCUCUCGCAGUACCGGGAACGGAGAUAGCACUGUCUUGGCACCGUGCGGGUUCCUUGCCCCCCCUGGUAUACGUAUUCCUACGUCAGUCGUAAGUUUUCGUCCGGCCGCCGCCGUGUCGAGGGCGAUACAACGAUACGCGGUACGGCUCGUCGAUAUAACCGAGAUACGACACGAUCGGUUCUGCAUCGGUACGUACAGUGUGCACGGGGGACACGCGGCGCGACCGGGGAAAAGUCUCGGGCAUAAAUCACGCAUGCAGCCCUUUUUCUAUCUGACAUGAGAAAUGCGGGAAGAAGCUCCGACGGUUGAACCGACGACACGCGGUCCGACGGAGUUCGCGGGGGACGGAAAGGGGGAGGAAACUGAGGCCCAUCUUUUAUACGUACGACACGUAAGUGCGUGCAUACGACUCUACGACGGAGCGUAAGAAGAAAAAGAAAUGGACCGACCUCCUCGGAGGUCGCUUGAUCGAUCGACCUUCGGAGCUGCAUAUUAUGCUCGCGGGCACAUCGCAAUCAAUACCGUUUACGAAUCGCGCCGGGAGAAACUGCUCAAAAAUUUACAUUAUUAGGAUUAAACACACGAGUUUCAUGAAAUAAAACGGUCUUUCCCAAGUAAGCGCUUAAAUGUUGCAGUGUGCAAGUCUGAUUUCACAUUACUUACUGAAGAGGGUCAUAUUUAAUGACCGAAACGUCUGAACUUGAAACUUUUUAUACGUUUUAAUUUAUUGUUUUACUAUCAUUGACUUUCUUAUUUUUAAGUAUUUGAUACCGUCGAACAUUCAGUGGCCGGCUCUCAUUGCCUUAACCCUUUGAAGCAUGGUGGUAACCCACGGUUACCACCUCGACUUCUUCACUUUUUGGCCAUAAUAAUUACAUGCCUCGGUGGUCGAAUUGGUUGAGACGCCCGCCUAGAGUGUAGGGAAGUCGUGGUUC